AUGGCCGUACUUACACAUUCUUCCCUGGGAGCGUCCCGUCUGUUCAUUCGAUUUGCGCAAGGUUGGGCAUCUUUUUUGGCGUUAUUUCCUGUGUUAGUGAAACGAGGACCGAACGUUCGGGCUGAAGUGAAACGCUCAUCUGGACACGAACGAGUCAGCGGGCGAGUGAGCAACAGCAACAAUAAGAAGCGGACGGUGAAAAACUUGAAGCAAAUCCUUGCUGCUGAGAAGGCGUCGAAUCCCGCAACAUCGCAAGUGACGUAUUCUGCCGCUGACAUAGAUCUUCCGCCUCGGUAUCCUGUUCAAAAGUACGCUGACAUCUCCGGACUGGAAGUGAGUACAAGUACCUUGCUUUGA
Notodromas monacha is the source of this 357-nucleotide messenger RNA. NCBI's taxonomy places the organism in Eukaryota, Metazoa, Arthropoda, Ostracoda, Podocopida, Cyprididae. The record is from the annotation of a GenBank genome assembly.